Molecule: messenger RNA, 2140 nt
Organism: Betta splendens (Siamese fighting fish)
Lineage: Eukaryota; Metazoa; Chordata; Actinopteri; Anabantiformes; Osphronemidae
Gene: hes1
Product: hairy-related 6
Exons: 4
Coding region: 984-1829 (281 amino acids)
Biological process (GO): anterior/posterior pattern specification; Notch signaling pathway; negative regulation of neuron differentiation
Cellular component (GO): nucleus
Molecular function (GO): DNA-binding transcription factor activity, RNA polymerase II-specific; RNA polymerase II cis-regulatory region sequence-specific DNA binding; protein dimerization activity
Source: RefSeq, a predicted model, not a curated record
UUGUUGUGCGCGUCAGUUUGUCCUCAAGUUGUUUUGAGGUGUAAUCCGAAGUUGUUUGUUUUAGCGUUUUCUUCACAGUUGAAAAAAAACACCAAAAGCGAUCAUCGUGGCACGCGACUGAAAACCUGAUUUCCAGAUAAAAUAACAAAAUAAGAGUCAUGGUUUUAUAAUAAUAUACGAUUAUUUUGUGGUUGCUGUUUUUUAUUUGACUUGACUGUUGCAAGUAGUAAGUUGUAAACAACAACGUUUAGACAGGCUACCCAAACUCAGGCCCAAAAGUAAAUGAAUAUACAAAUCCUAAAAUGUGAUUAAAAUGAUGAAGCUAAGUGAGAUGUAUUAAUAUUAGUAAUAAUAUUGCUAUAAUAGUUUCUGCUGUUUGUACCGUUUCGUACGUACUUCUUCUCAGACAUUUUAAGCUGCUAUCACCGCUGGGGAUAUAAAAAAGUCCCUGUUUCAGCUCCUGGUGGCGGUGCCCAGUCAGCGGCUCCACUGUUAAUAUGUAAACGGUACGAUGAUUGAAGACUCGAGGCAGUUUCCCCGGCUGUGCCCUGAACCCGGGCCGCGCGCCAUUGGCCGCCAGCGCCAGUGGCCAAACAACCAAUGGGAGGGCGCCGACCACGAGCCGUCCUCCCUCGGGCCGCGUGUCCCUCGCCCUGAUUGGCGGAAAGUUACUGUGGGAAAGAAAGUUUGGGAAGUUUCACACGAGCCGUUCGCGUGCAGCGCGCGAUAUAAAUACGAGCGGCACGCGGGGAGACCAGCAGAGAGACUCUGCAUCCGCUCCAAGAGACAGCUGCCGCCGCGCGCCGCUCUAACGGAUUCUAACUUGGUGCAUAUCUCAGGAUAAUUGUUGGUGGAAGAGGGGACUCUUGAAUAUCGUCAGCUGACAACGUUCAUCGUCCACCACUGGAUCGUAAUUUGCUGUGGUUUUGUGGAUAUUUUUGAUAAAAAAAAAAAAAAAAAAAAACAAAAAAAAAAAACGAAAGAUGCCUGCCGACAUGAUGGAAAAAAACUCGUCCUCCCCGGUCGCUGCAACCCCGGCAAGCAUGAACACAACCCCGGACAAACCCAAGACCGCCUCCGAGCACAGAAAGUCGUCCAAGCCCAUUAUGGAGAAAAGAAGACGAGCAAGAAUCAACGAGAGCCUCGGGCAGCUGAAAACCCUGAUCCUGGAUGCGCUGAAAAAAGACAGCUCCAGACACUCCAAACUGGAGAAGGCGGACAUCCUGGAGAUGACGGUGAAGCAUCUCCGGAACCUCCAGAGAGCGCAGAUGACCGCCGCCUUGAACACGGACCCCACUGUCUUGGGGAAAUAUCGUGCGGGUUUCAGCGAAUGUAUGAAUGAAGUCACCCGGUUCCUGUCCACGUGCGAAGGCGUCAACACCGAGGUCAGGACGCGCCUGCUCGGUCACCUGGCCAACUGCAUGACCCAGAUUAACGCCAUGAACUACCCCAGCCAGCAUCAGCACCAGCACCAGCACCAGCACCAGCUCCCCCCCACCACCGGCCCAACGCACCCCUCCUUCGCCCAGUCCAUGGUGCAGAUCCCCAGCUCGUCCCCGCAGGUUCUGCCCAUGAACGCGGUCUCGUGUAAAGGAGGCUCCUCGCCGGCAAGUUUGCCUUCAGACGGCACCAAAGUGUACGGCGGUUUCCAGAUUGUGCCUGCCACGGACGGACAGUUCGCGUUCCUCAUUCCCAAUGCGGCGUUUGCGCCAAACGGCCCCGUGAUCCCGGUUUACGCCAACAGCGUCAGCACGCCGGUGCCGGUGCCGGCUGCGGUGUCGCCCGGAGCCCAGUCAGGCAACACGGACUCGGUGUGGCGGCCCUGGUGAGGACUGGGGAGGGACCACAAAGACUCCAUGACACUUAAUAGUUAUCUCUUUGUUCAAUGUUAGAAAAGUUAUUUUGAAUUCGUUUUUUUCUUGUAAAAUGGAAAGAGAAUGCACUAUAUAUUUGUACAGCUAACAAGGGAGUAAAGUUCAUAUUGAAACGAGAUUUGUAUUGUGGAAGUCAGUUCACUACAUUUUAUAUAUUUUGAGUUGUCUGUUUUUUUACUGUGUGAUGCCAAAGAUAUGUUCAUUGCUCUUAUGCUGUUCUUCGUUUUGGAAGACGAAUAAAUUUGUAAAGACAUUAAAAACGAAAA